CGCCAAUUCAGGGUGAAAAGUAACACUGCCAGCCACUGAAAACAGCUUCGAGCAGCUUCUUGCCCCUGCUGAGUCUUAUCGCUGCAGCCCGACAGAUGUUCCACCACUUUUCGCUCCGACCUGCCACGCGGACCUUGCAGAGCCAUGAAUUCUACACUCCAUCCGGCUGUGGCGUACGGCCUGCAUUCGAGAUCAUUCUUCACACUAUUCUGUCUUCCGCCUGAUCGCUCAGCACGACCACCAUCUACUUCACCCUCCGCAUCAACCCCACACAACAACAAUGACCACGGCUCUCCAGAUCCGCCAAUGUUUUUCGCUCGCUGCCGGAACAUUUGCUACCCUGAUCAGAUCCGUCCACUCUUUACCGCUUCAAGACCCGUCGUCGAGCGGAGGAGCAUUCACAAAGACAGGCCAGAGAUGCGGAAUUCAUGGGUUAAUGGGGCCUCUUGAUUAGAUCAUUGACAAGCUUGUGGGAAAUACGUCCGCCCGCGAGACUACGCCGGAAGCCAACGAACAGCUAGUACUAAGUGUUAAAGUGGAUGACCGAGCACAGCUCUUUAUAACCGACAAGGUUUUCUGCCAUCUCUCCUCACCAUUGUCCUACGGUGCGAAUAUUAGGUAAACGUACUUUGUUGGAUGAAAUUCUAUGAUCCACAUUGUCCGGUUGUUA
This is a messenger RNA of Exophiala dermatitidis NIH/UT8656, 670 nucleotides long. RefSeq lists its product as uncharacterized. The transcript has a single exon. The record is from RefSeq and is a predicted model, not a curated record. Bases 145 to 450 code for a protein of 101 amino acids. Lineage: Eukaryota; Fungi; Ascomycota; Eurotiomycetes; Chaetothyriales; Herpotrichiellaceae.